CGGUUUAUCUUUCCAUUAUGUAACGAUUUUCCUAUAUUUGAUCACAUAUAAAAAAGCAGAGCGAUAAUAGAUGAUGUUCAUUACCCGACAAACAACGAUGAAAUCAGCGAUCAUCUUUUGUCUGCUUUUGGUAGCCCUGUGCUCUACUGCGCAACAGUGCGGAAGAAAUGAGGUUUAUAUAUCUUGCGGUUCUGCGUGUCGUCCGAACGAGUCCAAAUGCGUACCACCAAGACCCAUGGGACCCAUAGGAUGCGCCGCCGUUUGCGUUCAGAUGUGUGCUUGUGCUCCUGGAUAUUUUAGACAUCCGUCUGGAAAUUGUGUGACCAAGACAAACUGUUAAAGAAAUUCUCAAUAAAACAAUCUUUUAUGCACUCUAACUUUGCAAAUUACUUUUUCAUAAUUCUUA
Nicrophorus vespilloides is the source of this 406-nucleotide messenger RNA. RefSeq names its product chymotrypsin inhibitor-like. The transcript has 2 exons. NCBI's taxonomy places the organism in Eukaryota, Metazoa, Arthropoda, Insecta, Coleoptera, Silphidae. The record is from RefSeq and is a predicted model, not a curated record. The coding region runs from base 71 to 340 and encodes 89 amino acids.